AUGAAGGGUGUUAUUUACGUGAUCUUAAAGGCUAAAACGUCUGGUGACAUCCCUGCAAAUUGUUGCUUUCACUCGUGUUGUUGCUGCUGCUGUUUUAAGUAAUUUACGCUCAUCGCACCCCUUAUAAACAGAGGGUUUUUAGAAAUAUUAUAUUAUACUAUAAUGAUUAAGGCUUGUUAGGCUAAACUUUGAGGAUCUAGGCGCUCAUUUAAGCAGACCCACUUAAUCCUUGAGCGUAUGAAGAGUGUUUCCUAGUCUCGUACCCAGAUCUCACUCUGUCUUACGCUUUUUGGCCGCGGGAGAUCUGAGUACAAGAUUAGGUGUUUCCUAUACGAUCUGAAAAGCCAAAAAUUCUCACUAGUAAUUUCCCUGCUAAGUGUUGCCGUUUUCACUCUAGCUGUUUCUGCUACUGUUUACUAUUUGUUGUAGUCUAUACAUACCCCACCACACCUCUCACGAAGAGCUAGAAGGUGUUAAGUUUAUUUCCUCCCUGCAUACAAUGCAGCCUCGUUGCCAGGGCUUUUCCUCUUAGAAAAUGAGAGGUCUCCCCCCGCCCCCUCUACCGUCCUUCCUAUCUUCUUAGGGAAACAGCUCAGGACAUGAGGUUGCAUACAAUAGAACUCCUGAAUCACCCCGAACGAUUGGGUCAUGGGUAAACAUGUAGGGGCCAGUUAUUUAAACGGAGUUUAGCCAAUGUUCAACGAAACCGCGUUCUAAGCCAUUUUCAGUUUGACGAACGCUUUUCUGUAAACAACAUUUAUUGUGAACAAUUUCAUGAAGCAUAUGGCGUAGACUAGAAAAGCAUUUGUUCUCUUAAAAUAACCUACUGAAGAGGAGAUUCUGGAGGUCCAAAGAUUUCCUAUAUCGCGGUCUUACUUAGAUUUCGUUUAAAUAACCGAACCGUAGAGUCUCAUAAUUUCUAGGCUUAUCAUUCUGUGGGAUAUCACUUGUAUAAAGUAAAUCAAUUACAUAUACCUAAUACAAUUAAGGUUGCUUUGGCAAUAGGGCAUUGGGCGUUUGCGCAUACAGAACAAUACGAUGAUUUGCGUGAGUGACCACAAAACAAUACAUUCCCAGUGCCCAAUUACCAAUACCCAAAGCAAUCUUUAUUGAAUCAGCUAGACGGUCACCAAUGGGCCAAAAAAAUUGGCCGUGUUAAUGGGUGACCGUAUUAAAGAGGGUUUUUUACAGGAAAAUGUAUGGCCGUUUUGACGGGCGGCCAAAAAAGAGUGGUGGUGAUAACGAGAUGACCGUGUUACCGAGGUGGCCGUAAGGGAGUUUCCCACUGUAUAUCUGUCCAGUUUAGGUGACAGAUCUUUUUGUUUCGUCGCUUAUAACGCUUUUAUGGAAAUUAAAGCACAAACAUCGCAGCUCUGGUGGAUUUAUGGGCAAAGGUUUAUUAGCAUUGCAAAUUUUCAAUUUUUCCUUUAUGGGGCGUUCUGCACCUAUUUGAAAGAUUGUUUGAGAUUGGCUGGGAAAACAAUGGAGAUGGUGACAUAACAAUGCCCCUAUCCCUUAAAACAAUGGAUAGUGCAGAUUAAAGAGGACUAAUGAAAUAAGACGUUUAGAACGGUGCAGGUCAACCGCCUUUUACAACAGCGAUAUUUCUAGUUGUAAACAUUGUCUUUGUGAUUCAAAUGUACCAACCACUGAAACAAAAAUACCCAUUGUUUCAAAGAGCAAAUGAAGCCCUGGUUGACUAAUAAUUAUCGAUAGGUGACGUAACGCAAUAUAUCGCUCUAACCUUGAUUAUCACACGAACCUCUAAUGCGAAUAGCUAGGUUGAAAGCGCUUCCAGGCUUCCUGACGAUAACAACUUUACCGGUAAGCAAAUGUCAAAAAUUUCUUUGCAAAGCUUAGAACGAAGCCACAUUUUUAGCCGCCUACCUGCCAAACCAAGUAACGACCCCCCAUAACCAAAGAAAACGUUAGUCAUGCGGCUCGUAAAUGUGCCCUUUUGCGAUAAUGCAAAUAAUGCUUUGCCAUCGUUGCCCGACUACAACGUGAAAAUGCCUGAAUUCACGUUUUGUCGAGUACGGGAACACAAGACAACAACUUUCUUUUCUUGUCCUGAACUUUGAUAUAAUCCUUCAGAAUUCAACUCCAAAAACAUUUGCCAACAUUUGACGAAGUAAACGAGAUGGAAUGAGCGCGAUAAAGUUUGAAGCGGUGAGAAUUCACUUUUUAAGAGACGUUUUUGUAGCCGUCGCCGUCUUUGUUGCUUAAGCUCCCUAAUGUUGGCUUAGGGGAGGGGUAGGUGGGUAGAUUCAGGUAGAAGUAGUUGCCUGAGCUAACAACCACCUCGCUUCCAGGGCUUUUCCCCGACCUCGUUCCCAGGGUUCUAUCUUUCCCGUCCCCACGGAGCGAGAGUAGGAGAGAGAACCUGGGAACGAGUCGAGAUUUUCCUUUCGGAAAUUGGAAGGGGCCUGGUGAUGAAUAGUCUGCUACACAGCCGUUUUUAGUGUCGUCACGGUUGCGUGACGACACUAAAAACGACUGUGUAGCAGACUAGGUGAUGAAGUAUCGGGAUUUGAAGAGUCGUAAAAAUGAUGUCCAGGGGCAUAUAGUUCAACAUUUGUUGACCAACAGGUGUGACAGCAUUCGUUGUUCAAGAGAUAACAACGUUAAGUAAAAUCCAACUAGUGGUCUAUUAUCAAUGCUGCGUUCUGAUCGGUUCAGCUACUACUAGGCUAUAUGUUAUAGCCCACCAGUAGCGAAAAGUGCCGGGCUUUGAAAACCAAAACAGUGGUGGCUAAAUCGCGUUUUGCUAGCUAAAGUUGUUUUGUCUCGAUAUUUUUGACCAACUAGUUGGAUUUUACUAAAACAAUUAUUCCUCUCGCCCUCAUGGCCUCCGAGUCAAUAGGGUUGGGAGUUUACUGGUUGAAGUAUAUGAAGGGGUAGGGAAAUUUGUCAUUUGGGUCUGUGUUAGGGCUCAAAGGGCCGAACGGAUGAAUUUUAUGGCUUUAUAAAGUCGGGAAAAUGUUCUUUUUUUUUAUUGAUUCCUAUUUAAAUGACAAAGCAUUUACAGCAAUUCAAAGAAAUGCAAAGUUCUAAACAAGGUAUGUGAAAGAUUACCAUUUGUCAAUAGAAGGUAUACGAAAGGGAUACCUUUUUCGUGAAAAAUGGUUUAUAUAAAAGGGUAAGGGGUUGGACCUCCAGGCGGAGCCUCCCCGUAUAAACAUUUGUUGAGUACCCCCUCCCCCCCUCCCCCGGGCGGGGAAGCAGUUUCUUCUUUGGCCCAAACGAGUAUGUGGCGCUGAACAGUCUGAAUCAUAGUUAAAGCCGUAUCAUUUUUACGGCUUUAGGUUUUCUUCAUUAUGCCAGGCCGUUAAUUGCAAGGCACAAACUAUAUAACAUGUCCUGUAUCUGAAGGUAAUAUCAAAAACAUCUCAGAUGUUUUGGACAUCUGUGUAAAUGUUUAUUCGGUGGGUAGAGGGAAGAAACAGUUUCAAUUCAAUCUGGCAUAACUAAGGAGCUAAAAUACUUCCAGCCGGGCAUAAUUUUUCCAACAAUAUCUUGGUUUCAAUAUGGCAUAAUACUUGAUUUCACGAGCAGAUUCCACCAGCUUGUAUUCAUCAUCAUUAUUAUCAAUAAUAAUUAACGGAUCAUAAAAAUUACGCGAAUUAAAUUCAAGUCGCGUUUAUUCUUGUAAACACUCAUUUCUUCGCCGUUAAUUAAGUGGAGCGUUAAUUUCUGCGAUCUGAAUUUCCAUUGUUUUUUUUGGGAAGAAACUCUCGAUACACUUUGUUGACACCUACGAAAGAGGAGUACUUUAUCAGGGUGGAGCUCCGCCAGUAUCAUUAGAAUUGUGAAGAACCCUCGCAGUGGCCAGAUUUCUUGACUUUUCCCUUGACUGCCGUUUAGGGAAAGAAAGUAAUAAUAAAAAGUUUCUAUUAUGCGUUUAACAAUUGCUCCUGUUGUCUCAACACGUUUUGUUUGUUUCAGGGGCACCCAACGAGAAUAUAGUUCAAAACCACUUAAACAUAGCAUUGUUACACGUAUUUUAGUAUUUAAACGGCAGACAUAGGCGCGCAUAUUUUUAUCCCCUAAAAAUUUUUCAUCUGUUCGGAUUUCCUAGCUGAAAGUCUGAUGAUCCGAAAAUUAUAGGAAUCCAAACUUACCUUUUCGAAAAUUUCAGCCUGAAAAAAAAACUCCCGAAAAUUCUAGGUGACCUUUUCAGGGUAAAAAUCCGUUAAAAAUGGGCAAUUAUACCAUAUGUAAGAUGUUCGAAAAUCCUAGGAGAAGCAGGCAAGCAAGAAAUUUUACAAAAAAUGUUCCGAAAAUUCUAGAUCUCAAAUCGUCGUCCGAACUGAUAUUUUCCGAAAAUUGACUUUGGGUGCCCCUGUUUGUUUGUGAGCGUCGCGUUGAUUUCCUUCAUUUUGAAAUGUUACCCUCUCAUAUCAGUUUCGCGUUAAUUUUCUCAAUGCGUUUUGUACCUAUUAUAUUAGUCGACGUGGACAGGAAAAGAGAACGAAGACAAUUAAAGUUGUCUGAGGUUUGCGAACCUGUUGUGGUUCGCGUGAUCGCGUGAGGCAGUUUUUAUUGCGUGACUAUUGUUCAUUAUGGGAUGUUUAAACAGGGCUAUUUUUGUUUACAAUUAACAGAAACAUUCCUCUUUUGUUUUUGAAGAGAGGAAUUAAGCGUAAACAAAAAAUAUCAGAAUGACUGAACAACCAUUUAGCGUUGAAAAGGUGCAUGAUGGCGUGUUCAUGUUACGUGAGGUGUUCUACGAGUCGCUCAACCAAGCCAACAUCUGGCUCGUGCAAGGUUCGUCCUCUGAUUUAGUUAUCGACACUGGUAUCGGUUUGUGGGACUUGCCAGGCUUUCUGCGACAACAAGGUUUGAUUGGCGAGAAACCAGUCCAAGCAGUUGCCACCCACAUGCACUACGAUCACUCGGGAGGACUACAUCAGUUUGAAAAGUUCUCUAUUCACAGCCUCGAGGCGGACGCGAUACGCAACGGUAACCAAUACGACAUAGCAAGGGUAUUCUUGAAGGGAGAUGUCAUUGCUGUACCCCCGAGCGAAGGAUGGAAAAUUUCCGACUACCGUGUUAAAGCCGCCGAGCCGUCGACUGUUUUGGAGGAAGGACACGUUUUUGAUCUUGGCGAUCGAAGCUUGCGUGUUUUACACUUCCCCGGUCAUACUCCAGGGAGCAUUGGUAUGAUCGACGAGAGGGCGAGGAUCCUUUUCAGUGGUGACACAGUAUACUAUCCAGGGCCUUUGAUUGAUUGGUUACCGCAGAGUGAUGUGAACGCGUACAUUCAGACCUUCAAAAGACUGCAAGACCUUUCCAACCAUGUGGAUAUCGUCUUUUCGGGACAUGGUGAUCCUUUUGACAGCAAAAGGCUACAUCAGUUAGCAUCAGAUUACGUCUCCAGGGCUGGAGCAUGUCAUAAAAUUUUCACAACUUUUAUGAAGGGCGUUUCCUUUAUGAUCUUAAAAGCCAAAAAUUCUGGUAAUAUUCCUGCUAAGUGCUUUUUUCAUUCUUGUUGCUGCUGCUGCUGUUUGGUGUAAUCUACCCCCCGCCAUAUAUCAUGAACUAUUGAAUUCAAGAGUUAAAGAAUAUAUCAUUUUUGUAUUAUCAAAAUGCCAGUAUUGAGACUUCUCGUUUAAAAACAGUUUUUUAAAGAGGUACCAUUUUUCAAUGAAAGGUAUACGAAAAGGGUGUUUUUACUAUCAGAAAUCGUCAAUGCUCUUUUACCUUCAAAGGCAAGUUUUUUUGUUCUCAUUGUAAUAUCUAUAAAUAAAUAAAUAAAUAAAUAAAUUGGUUUAUUGCUACCUUUUGCAGUGAGAACUGAAUUACAGGUAGGGUCAGAAAUAACGGGAAUCUAAGGUAAUAAAUAAUACAAAAUAAGUAUGUAAGGCGCUUAGGAAUCUAAAUAGGUGGCAUAUUUGCACGUUACAAACUGUGCAAAACGGUCGGUGUUGGUUUGUUUGGUUACAAUGUUGGUAUUCCGUCUAAGAUUGUACGGGGAUUCCCUAGGCUGGGACCUACUUAAAAUAAGCGCAUACAAAGGGUUGCCAGGAGAAAUUUUUGAGAUAAACCUUAUACAUGCACUUUCCCUGCACUCUUGUAAGGAAGGCAGACCAGUCAGAUGCAAUGCAUGACUAUAUGGCAUAGAAGGUACUAUAAUGCCUAGCGCACUCUUCUGAAUAUUCUCUAAGGCAUUAGACAAAUACUGAGGUAAGUUGGCAAAUACAAUACUCGCGUACUAUAUAAGGGUCCUUUCUUAUUGCUUGUAGCGUUCUAGCUAUAAAUUCCCUAUAUAGUGGGAAGGAUGUCGAAUAGGGUCCAAUAAUCCGCUAAUGUGAGGGCUAGGCUGUACGCGGUAAAUGUAAAAAUGUAAAUGUUUAUCGAGAUACGGGAUAAUAAUUACGGGAACACGAUCUUAGGGAUACAGGACCUUGGGUUUGAAUAUCUCAAUCCGUGUAAACUUCGAGUCUGCAUCAUAGCUGUUUCCCGGAGGUACUUCCUUAUAAGAGGCUAAUUGGGAUGUACCGCUAGAUGGGGUCGCAUUUUGACUGGAUUGACUAUAAUAAGGCUGAAUUUUCAAUAGAGUUCAGUUACUACAAUGGGGUCGCACCCGGAUUUUGGGGGGUAACACAGUACUCCAUAUUUACGGUUAGCAAACGUACCAGAAAGUUCGUACUGUAGGUGAAAAUUAACGUGUUCUUCAUUCAGUUUAAAAAAUCGGUCAAUUCAUAAAAAUAGAAAGUGAGUAAGUUGGGAUCGCGAAAAUUACAUAUUUGCCCAUGCAAAAGUGACUAAGAUUGGGUCUAUAAUUGGCCACAGAAUAGACUAUAACGGGGUAGGGGCUCUGAGAGGCUAGCGGCACAUACCCAGCAAAAAUUUACCCAAGUAUCCCCUCCCCGGGAGCCGUUUGCUUCUUCCUCGACGGAGUUUCAGGAUACGGGAGGGAUCUAUAUUCUACAGUUAUUCAUCAAAUAGUAGUUAUCAUCUGUUGCGUUUUAUAUUGCUUCUCUUGGUAUGUUUUAAUUUUGGGCAGCAGUUGGGCUAUUUCUUCCUCGUAUAAUGUGUAAAAUCUACCACCAUUUCAAGGCUCCAGCUCUACCAAAAACAAAAAUGUCCCUUUUUCUAUCGCGUAUCAGAACAAUUGACGUCAACUGAUCUGAUAUCAGCAGACAUCAUCCAAAGUUGGUCACCGCUUGCUGGUUCUGAAGAGUUAGCAGAGGGAUUUAUGCCAAUCAGAAACUGAGAAAUAUUUUGAAUUAAUAAGUAACAAAGUAAGUAAUUAACCCCAUUGAUUAUUGCCGAUUAAAGCCGUUGAAAUCCGUAUUUCCUCUGGUAUGUCCUGGUCUGUCUAUCCUUGUUUGUUAUUUUUGACAGUUUCUAUCUUGCUAUCCAAUAUCUACUCAAAGUCCUCGUGGACUGGAAGAGAGACCAAUGUUGUCAGCUACUUAAAUCUUGGACGGAAUAAAAUGGAACAGCAAACCCCAUCCCCAAAAAAUGUUUUAGGGAUAGAGUCAUUGUUAUAUUUCCAUGUCUGUUGUUUUCACAUGCCAAUCUUGUGAGGCCUUGUAAAGAGCUGUGUUCCACCCCAAAACGCGCCAUUUUCCCAUCCUUGAUUAGGGGGGGGGGGGUAUAAAUUUCCCAUCUCUUUUGUCCAAAAUUGUAUGGAAGCUGUCAAGGUCACGAAAUAGUGGUCAAGAACUCGGAAUUGAUCUUUAAAGACUCAUACAUUAGGAGCAGGUCAUUGUUAACUUAACUUCUCAUGACUUCUCACAGGAAUAAAAUAUAGAAUGAUAGCAUAGUGCCAAAAUGUUAUGCUUCUAUGCAUGCUUCUGUCACCUAGCGAUUAUACUUGUUUUAAGUAGUGCACUUAUCAGGGGGCACCCAACGACAAUUUUCGGAAAAUAUCCGCUGUUCGGAAGACGAUUUGAGAUCUAGAAUUUUCGGAACAUUUUUUCCAAAAUUUCUUGCUUGUCUGCCUCUCCUAGGAUUUUCGAACAUCUAAACAAUGGUAUAAUUGCCCAUUUUUAACGGAUUUUUACCUCAAAAAGGUCUUUUUUCUGGCUGAAAUUAUCGAAAAUGUAAGUUUUGAUCCCUAUAAUUUUCGAAUCACUAGACUUUCAGCUAGGAAAUCCGAACAGAUGAAAAAUUUUUAGGGAUAAAAAUAUGCCUAUACCUACCAUUGUUAAAUACGUUUAACAAUGCUAUGUUCAAGUGGUUUUGAACUAUAUUCUCGUUGGGUGCCCCUGACUUAUUGCUCUAGCCUUGUGUUCAAAUUUGUUCCAUGUUAAAUAAUCACCAAGCUUUAAUUAAUUAUAACAAAAUUCCCUUGUUUUUCCAUGAAAAUUCAGCAUAAGAGAAGUGGUCUUCCCGCCCCUCGACUGUGCAAAUCAGAAUAAUAUCAUUAUUGUAAAGUAGAGAUGUUGAUAUUCCCACCAGUAUCACCAGUGAUGACAGAAAUGACUGUCAUGGUGUAGAGCUAAUCAUGAGCUUACGCAACAGGACGGCAAAAAGAGGAGGAGGGCAAAACGCUUGUGUGUGACAAACUUGACACCGCUAUUAUUUGCAUGUUUCGUCGUGAUCUUUACCUAAAAUCACCGUUUUCUGGUUUUUUACAAAAAGACCUGUUUAAAGGAAGGUUAAGUUUGGCGGAAAGUUUUUUCAAACAAGAUUAUUGUCACGCUUGUCACACAAGGUUUGCCGUCUUCUUUCCUCUGCCGUCCUUUUGCGUAAGAUCGCUAAUAAUACACCAAAAUCGGCUGUUGCACACCUCCCAUUGAUAAAACCCCAGGUGUUGUCAUUGAAAUAAAAGUGAAUGAGCCUAAUAGCUAGGCCCCAUCUCUUUGUUUCCGGUUAACAACGUUCAACGUGAUAUAUGUUCAACAAGGCAUCACACACUGUUAAACAAGACUGAGCUGUAAAAUUUCUUGCUUUGUCGAUCAACAGAUGUUGAACAGUGUGUCAUGGCCUAAAGCUUGUAUUCCGUAUUUCCGGGUGUGUUUUUUCUUUCUUUGCUGUUUGUCUUUGUACUUUUUAUCUUGUUGUCUAACUUCUCGUGGACUGGAAAACUUCGCGUGAUCGCGUGAUUGGGUGAUCGCGUGAUCCGGUUUUUAUUGUGUGACUGUUAUGCAUUAUGGGAUCGAUUAAGUAGUAGUUUGUUUACAAUCAGAGCACCAGAACAUUCUAGUUUUACAGUUGCUUUUAAAAACGAGAAUGAGUCAAGAACAACUGCAAAUAGAUGAAAAACCAUUCAGCGUUGAAAAGGUACAUGACGGCGUGUUUAUGUUACGUGAAGUGUUCUACGAGUCGCAUUAUAACCAACCCAACAUAUGGCUCGUACAAGGUUCGUUUUCGGAUUUGGUUAUCGACACUGGUCUCGGUUUGUGGGACUUGCCAGGCUUUCUGCGACAACAGGGUCUGAUUGGUGAGAAACCAGUCCAAGCAGUUGCCACUCACAUGCACUACGAUCACUCGGGAGGACUACACCAGUUUGAGAAGUUCGCCAUUCACAGCCUCGAGGCGGACGCGAUACGCAACGGUAACCAAUACGACAUAGCCAGGGUUUUCCUAAGGAGUGAUUCACUUGCUGUACCCCCGAGCGAAGGAUGGAAAUUUUCCGACUACCGAGUUAAAGCCGCCGAGCCGUCGACAGUCUUGGAGGAAGGACACGUUUUCGAUCUUGGCGAUCGAAGCUUGCGCGUUUUACACUUCCCCGGCCAUACUCCAGGGAGCAUUGGUUUGAUCGACGAGAAGGCGAGGAUCCUUUUCAGUGGAGAUACAGUGUACAAUCGAGGACCCCUGCUUGAUUUUUUACCCCAGAGUGAUGUGAACGCGUACGUUCGGACCUUCAGAAGAGUGCAAGACCUUUCCAAUCAUGUGGAUGUUGUCUUUCCGGGACAUGGUGAUCCUUUUGACAGCAAAAGGCUACAUGAGUUGGCAUCAGAUUACAUCUCCAAUGCCGGACCAUGUCACAAAAUUUUUACAACUCUUAUGAAGGGUUUAAUGUACAUGAUCUUAAAGGCUAAAACGUCUAGAAAUAUCCCUGCUAAUUGUUGCUUUCACGCGAGUUGUUGCUGCUGCUGUUUUAUGUAA
Molecule: messenger RNA, 10065 nt
Organism: Porites evermanni
Lineage: Eukaryota; Metazoa; Cnidaria; Anthozoa; Scleractinia; Poritidae
Source: the annotation of a GenBank genome assembly